AUGGACAGUCGGCUGCAGUAUCACAGACGGAGAACGACAAAUAUUCAAAUGAGCAGAUCUAGAAGGGAUGAAGACUGGCGGUGGCGUGAAGGGGCAUAUCGGAUGGAAAGAUAUGACCGGAAUGGUCGUGGAGCUCGAGAAGAAAAUGGACGAAGAGAGCGCCAAGAACGAGUAGAACGGGGAAGAUACGGAGGAUAUGAAUGGAAUCAAGGUGGAGGAGGAGGAUCAGGGGGUUUUUCCGGAGGGAUGGGGGGUACGGGACAUCAAAACACACAUCGACGACGAAUAUAUGAAGAAGGGCCGGGAGAGCCAAAUAUACAAAUGUGUGAUAUGAUGAUAUGUGUGUGGAAAGGUAGAGCUGACUAUUUGCAGCUUUACCAGGUGAUCGAAGAGCUUGGUGGUCAGAUUGAGAGUGUUGUUCUUAUACGGAACAGAGAAACGUCAGAUGAAUCACGGUGUUUUGCGUUUGCCAAGUUUAUAUCAGUGGAGCAUGCUCGGCAAUUUAUAGAUGCACAUUUUCCAUAUUUAUACAUGGGAAACAACCGUGUUAGGAUCUCUUAUAGUAAGGAAAAUAGGGGGGAUGAUGACGGCUGGAUUUGCCGCAGUUGUGGCAUCAACAACUAUCCUCGUCGAGAAGUCUGCUUUAGGUGCGGGUUGGCUAAGCAGGGUAGUGGUUUUACUUCAGGGAAUCUGACCCAUGCGGCGCCUUUAUUAAAUGAUGGAAGUCAAGAUGUUUCGACUACACCCUCUCAAUUUUUGUUACUUCGGAAACUUGAUCCUUUGACAACUGAAGAAUUGAUCGUAAAGGGAAUGGCAAAAUUGCAAGUGCCAAUCGUGCGUGUGCUUUUGAUCCGUGACCGAAUGACACGCCAAAGCUGGGGGUUUGCAUUUGUCGAGUAUGCCGAUGGCUCUAGUAAAGCACUUGCAAAUUCUGCAAAUUUUUCUUCAACUAAGGGGUUUACUAUUUCAUCAAAAUCUAUUCUAUUAUCAUUUAUUCAUGGUGGUGUUUUCGUGCCUGUGUAUGGUGAAACAAAUGAAUUUGUAUUUAGAGCGAGUCGAACUGGACAAUUGUUGGCGUAUUGGGAUGAAAAAGGGUAUACAUCAGAACAUUAUCCUGAAGGUCAAAAGCCAGAUUAUGAUUCGAAUACGCUUGCUGGGGAAGCAGCUGCUUCUUCGAGCUUUGAUACUGUUAAUGCCAGUGACCCUUCUGUUGUUUGUAUGAAGGCACCUGUUUUUUCGAAGGAUGUAUCUAUCGGCUCAAAACGAGAUGCAUCUUCUUCGUCUGAACAAAAAAAACCAAAGAAAAGAUGUGAUAAUACUUCAAUAAAGAUGGCUCCUCAUUUACAGAAAUGGGCAGUUAAACAGCAAGAAUUACGGACAGGUCAAGUCCCUGAAAAUGAAACAAAAGCUGAAAGUUUUUCUGAUUUGGGUCUUAUGGCGUGUUUGCUUUGUCAAAGACAAUUUAAGUCCGAAAGGGAAAUAGAACAACAUGAAAAGUUGUCAGAAUUACAUAAGAAAAAUUUAGAAAGUGAGGAUUCCAAAAUUCUCGCUAGACAGCGUCUAAAAAAAAUUUCCAUGAAAAAAGAAUUAGAAACAGAGAAUUUAAAUGAUAGUAAUUAUAGGGAUAGGGCACAAGAGCGUCGUAUUGCAUUUAAUCAACCUUCGAAACCUGAUAUUCCGUCAUAUAGUUCUAAAAAGAGUUCUACUAACACUUCACAUGUACCAGAAGAACCGGUAAAUAUAACAAAAGGGAAAGGUGCUGUCAUUCUUGGAAAAAUGGGGUGGACCGAAGGAAUGGGCUUGGGAUUGGAAGGUAAAGGUAUUGCUGAACCGGUCAAGGCAGAAGCAUAUCAAGAAGGUGUUGGUCUUGGUUCUGUUGGUGCAAAAUUGGGAGAAAAUCCACGUCCAAGUGAUUACGCGGCUUAUGUUCGAUCAGUUAAAGAUCGUGCUAAACAAAGAUAUGAAACGGAAGAAUUAUAA
Pneumocystis jirovecii RU7 is the source of this 1980-nucleotide messenger RNA. RefSeq lists its product as uncharacterized. The record is from RefSeq and is a predicted model, not a curated record. Bases 1 to 1980 code for a protein of 659 amino acids. Gene Ontology annotation, cellular component: nucleus. Lineage: Eukaryota; Fungi; Ascomycota; Pneumocystomycetes; Pneumocystales; Pneumocystaceae. Gene Ontology annotation, molecular function: RNA binding. Gene Ontology annotation, biological process: mRNA splicing, via spliceosome. The transcript is spliced from 13 exons.